This is a messenger RNA of Ostertagia ostertagi, 447 nucleotides long. Lineage: Eukaryota; Metazoa; Nematoda; Chromadorea; Rhabditida; Trichostrongylidae. The record is from the annotation of a GenBank genome assembly.
GCCGAACAAGGCAGAAGCGCUAGAUCGGCAGAAAUCGCAAAACUGGCCAACGAAAAAAGUAUAACGACGAGAGGUGACCAUGAUCAGUUGGUGACACGACUAAAAGAAGCGGCUAGUCGAGUGACGGAAUGGAGUAAUACUGGCGAGCAUAUCAUGAACGUUACUCUGGCGGAAAUGGCGGCGAUGUAUCGCCUAAGAACGCUGAUUAAAAUUUCAGCUAAUCUGGUUGAGUUAAUCGCAAGGGCAAAAAUAUGGACCAAGGAGAAUGUGACGUUGAUUGAGAAAAGUCGAACUGGGAAUGUGUUGCCGAUGACACUCACGAUGUUUGAAGCCACGUGUGCAAUCGCGGAAAUUUUCCAACUGAAAUCGAUUGAUCGAUCUACUGCCAAGAGAAGUCAAGGAAGUACUGGACAGGCUUCCUCCUAUGUACACGAAAGUCGCGACUGA